Messenger RNA from Candidozyma haemuli, 1596 nucleotides. Its product is annotated as cytochrome P450. The transcript has a single exon. The record is from RefSeq and is a predicted model, not a curated record. Lineage: Eukaryota; Fungi; Ascomycota; Pichiomycetes; Serinales; Metschnikowiaceae. The coding region runs from base 1 to 1596 and encodes 531 amino acids. Gene Ontology annotation, molecular function: oxidoreductase activity, acting on paired donors, with incorporation or reduction of molecular oxygen, reduced flavin or flavoprotein as one donor, and incorporation of one atom of oxygen; heme binding; iron ion binding.
AUGGGAUUUGUUCACGAUAUUUCAGAUUCUGUUCAGAGACACCACGCCCAGGUGGCCGAGUACGGCGUUUUAGGGUAUGUGGGUGUUUUUCUUGUGUUGGUGUUUUCGUACUGGUUGUACCGUACACUUAAGAUCUUCUACUUGAGAAAGAAGUUUGGUGCAGAAUUGGCGCCAUGGAUUCCAGAGUCAGGCUGGUUCAACUCGAGACCAGCGCUUGAGAUGUUUGCCAGAAAGAGAGAUGGCAAUUUGGUGGGCUGGUUGUGGACCAUUUGGAAUGGUGAUAACGAGAACUUCAGAGUGAGAAUUGGCGGUGAUACAUUGUUUGUUACUACUGAACCAGAUAACUUGAGAGCCGUGUUGGCUACCCAGUUUAACGACUUUGCCUUAGCCUUGAGACACUCUCACUUUAAGCCCGUUUUGGGUGACGGUGUGUUUACCUUGGACUACUCGGGCUGGAAACACUCGAGAGCUCUUUUGAGACCAAACUUCUCCAGAGAGAAGGUGUCCCACACUCAGGCUUUGGAGAAGCACGUUCAGCAUUUGUUCAGACACGUCAGAAAGCAUCAGGGUAACAAGUUUGACUUGCAAGAAUACUUUUACCGUUUUACCGUUGACACUUCAACUGAGUUUUUGUUUGGCCAGUCUGUGUAUGGUCUUUUGGAUGAAACCAUUGGCGAGUACCGUGACGAGGAGUUUGAAGGUCAGUUUGAGUUUUACGAGGCUUUCAACCGUGCCCAGGAGAUUUUGUCUACUCGUGCUUGGAUGCAAAAAUGGUACAUGUUCCAUAACCCAAUGGACUUCAAGAGGAAUACCAGAAUUGUUCACAACUUUGCCGACUAUUACGUGAAGAAGGCUCUUAAUAUGAGCGAAGAGGAGCUUGAAAAGGCAUCUGACGGUUACAUUUUCUUGUAUGAACUUGUUAAGGAGACGAGAAACCCUCAAAUGUUGCGUGACCAGUUGUUGAAUAUUAUGAUUGCCGGUAGAGAUACCACUGCUUCCUUGAUGACGUUUUCUUUCUUUGAGUUGUCCAGAAACCCAGAAAUCUUUGAAAAGUUGAAGGCUGAGAUUCGUGAGAAGUUUGGUUCUGGUGAGAGCGGUAACAUUGGUGACAUUACAUUUGAGACCCUUAAAAAGUGUACUUACUUGAAGUAUUUCAUUAACGAGGUUCUCAGAUUGUACCCAGCCGUUCCUAUCAACUACAGAUUUGCCAACAAGCAUACGACGUUACCAAGAGGUGGUGGUCCAAACGGAGACAAGCCUGUGUUCAUUGAAAAGGGUACCUGUAUUGGUUACUUGGUCUGCUGCACCCACCGUAACGAAAAGUACUACGGUAAGGAUUCGCAUGUCUUCAGACCAGAGAGAUGGGCUGACAGAAACUUGAAGCCCGGUUGGGCCUACUUGCCAUUUAACGGUGGACCAAGAAUUUGCUUGGGCCAGCAGUUUGCCAUUACCGAAGCAUCGUACGUGAUCUCGAGAUUCAUGAUGGAAUUCGACAAGAUCCAAGACUUCUACCCUGAGCCUGAAAGAUACCCACCACGCCAGGUCUCUCAAUUGACCACUACCCUCGCUACCGGCUGCUGGAUAUCCAUGGAAUAG